This is a messenger RNA of Culex quinquefasciatus (southern house mosquito), 2442 nucleotides long. RefSeq names its product TAR DNA-binding protein 43. Gene Ontology annotation, biological process: regulation of gene expression. Gene Ontology annotation, cellular component: nucleoplasm. The transcript has 2 exons. Gene Ontology annotation, molecular function: RNA binding. Bases 681 to 2303 code for a protein of 540 amino acids. The record is from RefSeq and is a predicted model, not a curated record. Lineage: Eukaryota; Metazoa; Arthropoda; Insecta; Diptera; Culicidae.
GGUAUUUGCCCCGUGAAAAUCACCAGAAUUUUGUGAGCGGUUUCUUGAGUGGAAAAGUGCGUGCGUGCGUGCGUGAGCGAGUUGAAAAAGAGUUGUUUUUUUUUUGUGGGUAAAAUCCAGCAAAAGAAAGAUCUGCCUGACCCCCCCUCGAGAGUGCGAUAAUUUGUUCCUCCAUCUUGGUUUUUUCACACUCCGGAAAAAAAGGAGAGCAACGAAAAGAAGAGAAAGAGAGCGAUUCCCUCUGUCCCGUUUCUUCGUUCUGCCCAGUCCGUGUCUUCUUCCCCAUCUUCUCUUCACCUUUGGAGUGUGCGAGCGAAAAGGAAAGAGCGAGAGCGACCGUCGAAAAAAAUAAAGUUUGAAAAGAGGUCACACGGCCUACUCUGCCAAAAAUUUUGUCUCCUGAACAAAACGAAAAAGUAUUCCCUUUUUUGGCAAGUGUCACACAACUGUCAUACCAAACUGCGUUGGUAAACAAACACAGAAAUCAGCAGCAGAAAUCCCGUUGGAACGCACACCAAACAUCGCAAAAAUCGGCAGCUGAUAAGGGUGUGUGCGUGAGCACUCGUUGGAGGUAGAAGCGGCGGCCAGGAGCAGAUUUUCGGGGCCCGGCAGGAACGAGUUUCGAAGACACACUGUACGCGAACGAUUACGACUACGGUACGGUACCGUACGGCGGCACCAUGGACGCGGAACACGGCGUCGGAAGCGACUCGCUAGGGGGGAUGCCGGGGGGCGUGCUGGUCGUGGAGGAGGAGGGCGAGGAGGCGGUGGAGCUGCCGCUGGAGGACGACGGCACGCUGUCGCUGUCGACGCUGCAGGCGCAGUUUUACGGGGCGUGCGGGCUGAAGUACCGGAACCCGGAGAACCGGGCGAUCCGGGGGGUGCGGUUGAACGACAACAAGUUGCACCCGUUUGCGCCGGAGCAGGGCUGGGGGAGUCACAUUUACAUUUGUGUGUUUCCGAAGGAGAACAAGCGGAAGAGCGAUGACAAGUUGGAGAACUCGACGCCGAAGACGAAGCGGAUUGAGAAUAGGAAUAGGACGACGACGGAUUUGAUUGUGCUGGGGUUGCCGUGGAAGACGACGGAGGAGGGGUUGCGGGAGUACUUUGACGUGUUCGGGGAUUUGCUGGUGGUGCAGAUAAAGAAGGACGCGAAGACCGGGCAGAGCAAGGGGUACGGGUUUAUCCGGUUUGCGAAGUUCGAGUCGCAGAUGAAGGCGCUGUCGAAGCGGCAUUUGAUUGAUGGGCGUUGGUGUGACGUGAAGGUGCCGUCGAGCAAGGAUCAGAUGCAGCACCAGAUGCCGAGCAAGAUCUUUUUGGGGCGGGUGACGGAGGACAUGACGGCGGACGAUAUCCGGGAGUACUUUAGCAAGUAUGGCGAGGUGACGGACGUGUUUAUUCCGAAGCCUUUCCGGGCGUUUGCGUUUGUGACGUUCAUUGAUCCGCACGUGGCGCAGAGUUUGUGCGGCGAGGAUCACCUGAUCAAGGGGGCGUCGGUGUACGUGUCGACGGCUUCGCCGAGGCCGGAACAUAACCGGAACCAGCAGAAGAACCAGAUGGGUGGAAAUUUUUCCAACUACGAUGAGCGUGGAAGGGGUGGUGGAUCUUCCGGGUCGGAUUACGGUGGCCAGCAGAGCCACUCGAACAUGAACAGCAACUAUCACCACGGUGGAGGAGGUGGUGGCGGCGGCGGAGGGUACAACAGUAUGCCCCAGCAGAACCAGCCGAUCUGGAACUACAACGAGUACUCGCAGCAGAGCCGGCAGAACCAGAACAGCAACAUCGACAGUAUGCCGAACCUGCAGGCGCUGGGGUUGAACUCGACGGGUCCUGGUCCUAACGGGGGUCAGGGAAACGCCGGGGGCCUCCACGGAGGCCACCAUGGAUCAGCGCCGGGCGCCGGGAUGGGUGGCAAUCACCUGAGUGGGGGUGGAGCGGGAGCUGGUGGUAAUAGCGGCGGCGCUCCGGGAGUCAUCGGAAACCACGGCGGCCCGGGUGCCGGCGGGAACAUGAACCUCAACCAGAUGCCCAUCAAUCCGGCCAUCAUCGCGGCCGCCCUCAGCCAGUGGAGCCUCAUCGGCAACCAGAUGCACAACAACCCGCAGGGUUCGGGCGGUCCCGGAGGACCGGGCGCCCCUGGCCAGGGCGGUGGCAACGCCCCGGGCGGUCCCGGCAAUCCCGCCGGUGGCCCCGGCUCCGGAGGCCCCGGCGCCGGCCAGGAAUAUCUGCCCUGGAACGGAUCAGGUAACGGAAACGCGGCCGCCGGAGGACCGGCCGGACGAGGCGAACAGAACCGACAGUAGAACCCCGUGCGCGCCUCUCCACAUGCUUACACACUGAAUUUGUAACGCACGCACCCCCCCUUACACACACACACUAAACACAAAAACGACGAAAAGUUGAGAAUUAAGGGACUUUCUUGAUUUUUCAUUUGCGAAAAAA